Molecule: messenger RNA, 883 nt
Organism: Gryllus bimaculatus (two-spotted cricket)
Lineage: Eukaryota; Metazoa; Arthropoda; Insecta; Orthoptera; Gryllidae
Source: the annotation of a GenBank genome assembly
AAAAAACCAUCACAAACGACUGGAUUGCUUUACGAACUACGAAGAUGUAUCACCGACCAAGAAGUUGGAGGUUCCGUAAAGAAGAUGACUACACAUUUGAGUUUCGCCACUGCCUUCCAUCAUCAUUACCAGCGCAACCGCAACAUCGAGGAGCCGGCGUUCAGCCUGCUGAUCGCCGCCUACUGCCUGCUGAUCCUGGUGGGCGCGGCGGGCAACAGCCUGGUGGUGUGCGUGGUGGUGCGCAAGCGCAGCAUGCGCACGGCCAGGAACAUGUUCAUCGUCAACCUGGCCGUGUCCGACCUGCUGCUGUGCCUCAUCACCAUGCCCUUCACGCUCAUGGAGAUCAUCACCAAGUACUGGCCGCUGGGGCGGCACGACUUCGUGUGCAAGAUGGUGGGCACGCUGCAGGCCACGUCCAUCUUCGUGUCGUCGGUGUCCAACACUGCCAUCGCGCUGGACAGGCAAGGCGCCGUCGGGUAGCAGCUCGCAAGGGUCCACUCGGCGCAAGACGAAGAGCGACCGGCGCAUGAAGCGCACCAACACGCUGCUCGUGUGCACGGCGCUCAUCUUCUGCAUCAGCUGGCUGCCGCUCAACAUCUUCAACAUCGUCAUGGACCUGUGGAACCCGGUGAUCAAGGACAACGAGUCGAUGCUCAUCUGCUACGCCGUCAUGCACAUGAUGGGCAUGUCGUCGGCGUGCUCCAACCCGCUGCUGUACGGCUGGCUCAACGACAACUUCCGCAAGGAGUUCCAGGAGCUGCUGGCGCUGCUGUGCCCGUGCGUGCCCGUGGACGCCGUGCGCGAGCGCGUGGGCUCGCUCAAGUCGAGCGUGUCGCGCAGGCGCCGGCGCAGGCACAAGUCGGCCAGCGGCUCCAGCGCCGCC